AUGUCAGCCCUCGAUUCGCGCCCUGGAGCGGCUUCGGUGCCGCAGGUCGGGCCUGGGGCAGCCGCGGCCCUGCAGAGAGAGCAGAAGGCGGACGCUCAGCCCUGCCUUUGGACUCGGAAGGAAGUCUCGGUCCGUUCACCAGCCCGACUCCCGAGGAGAGGCGCCGGCGAUGGCGGCGCCGACCGCGCGUGGAUCGCGCGCCUUCUGCAGAAGCCCUGGAGCGAAGCCACGUCCAGGGUCGGCCGGAUUUUAAACAUCCCAUGUAAGGUGUGUGGUGACCGCAGUUCCGGCAAGCACUAUGGGGUUUAUGCUUGUGAUGGAUGUUCAGGGUUUUUCAAAAGAAGCAUCAGAAGAAACAGGACGUACGUCUGCAAAUCUGGAAAUCAGGGAGGCUGUCCGGUGGACAAGACACAUAGGAACCAAUGCAGGGCAUGUCGGCUGAAGAAAUGCUUGGAAGUCAACAUGAAUAAAGACGCUGUUCAACAUGAAAGGGGACCAAGGACAUCCACAAUAAGGAAACAAGUCGCUCUGUAUUUCAGAGGACACAAGGAAGACAAUGGAGCCACGCCCCAUUUCCCUUCAGCUGCUCUCCCUGCCCCAGCUUUCUUCACUGCUGUUACACCACUGGAAACUCAUAAUCUCGAACUGGCUGCCGUUUCUACAACAUCAGAGAGGCAGAGCCUGGUGGGAUUGGCUCAGCCAACGCCAAAGUACCCACAUGAAGUGAGCGGUACUCCCAUGUACCUCUAUGAAGUGGCUACUGAAUCUGUGUGCGAGUCUGCGGCAAGGCUUCUGUUCAUGAGCAUCAAGUGGGCAAAGAGUGUUCCAGCCUUUUCCACUCUCUCAUUACAAGAUCAGCUGAUGCUUUUGGAAGAUGCUUGGAGGGAACUGUUUGUUCUAGGAAUAGCACAAUGGGCCAUUCCAGUUGAUGCUAACACUCUACUGGCUGUAUCGGGCAUGAAUGGUGACAACACAGAUUCUCAAAAGCUGAAUAAGAUUAUCUCAGAAAUACAGGCGUUACAGGAGGUUGUGGCUAGAUUUAGACAGCUUCGGUUAGAUGCUACAGAAUUUGCCUGCCUCAAAUGCAUCGUCACUUUUAAAGCUGUACCUACGCAUAGCGGUUCUGAACUCAGAAAUUUUAGAAAUGCUGCUGCCAUUGCAGCUCUUCAAGAUGAAGCUCAGCUCACCCUGAACAGCUACAUUCAUACUAGGUAUCCCACACAACCCUGUCGUUUUGGAAAGCUCUUGUUGCUUUUGCCAGCUUUACGUUCCAUUAGCCCUUCUACGAUAGAAGAAGUCUUUUUCAAAAAAACCAUCGGGAAUGUGCCAAUUACAAGACUGCUUUCAGAUAUGUAUAAAUCCAGUGACAUAUAGACAAACUUGGGGGAAGCAUAAAAGGAAAAAGGAUUGGGAUGGCCAUUCUGGAGGAACUUUUUAAUCAGCAGAGAACAAGCUUUAGCUCACCCAGCGUACAAGGAGCUGAAACUGGAAGCGUUUAACCUAUUGACAAUAUAAACCCAGUAAGGCACAAAUCUGUGAUUUUGGACAAAGCAACUUAAGACUUUGGAAGAAAUACUGUGCUCCACAAAUGGCCGUGGUCUGAACUUGGCAGCCGCUUCUCCUGUAGCAAUUUGGUGGAGCUAAUUCAGUUGUCAUUCAUAGUUAACAAAGGCUGUGCUAGUCUGCUGUUUAGCUGGCAGAUAUGAUGGGAUGAAGAAAGUACAUUAGGGUUUGUUUGUUUGUUUGUUUUCAUACUUUGAAAAAUUGGGUAACCAAACGUUGUUCUGUUGUAAUGUGUCAUGAGGUGGCCUUCAGAAAUGUAUUUUUUUUCUUUUAAUGUUGUUUGCUGAAUUCUUUUUAUAUGAGAGUUGACACUGAAUACCAGGUUAUCCAAACAUUUACUUCAA
Messenger RNA from Pogona vitticeps (central bearded dragon), 1907 nucleotides. The record is from RefSeq and is a predicted model, not a curated record. Lineage: Eukaryota; Metazoa; Chordata; Lepidosauria; Squamata; Agamidae.